AUGUCCCCAGGGCGUACUACCGUUCGAUCAGUGUACAUGCUGAGUCGCCUACAGGACCCCGCAGUAUCCCAUACGUUAUACGGGAUUAAACUCCAUGUUCACUUCGCCCAAGCACUUCUCGUCAUUCCCAUUAACGAAAGCAAAGGAACCGUCUGGUACGCCACCCGCGAAGAAAGCUCAUGGCCGGUGAUAUGGAAACGAGUUCAAGUCGAGGUCACCUGGCAGCACUUCAGGCCCAACCUACUUGGGCAUUUCGAGAUCGAAGAUUCUGCCAUUGACAUUCUCGGCAAGUAUCUCCCUUUCUCGCGCAAUAUGAACUGCUUUCUGAUUUGGACACUAGCCCGCCUAGCCAUGAGGCAUGUCAGAGCAACCAAGAACUCGGAUUCAGCUCAAGAUGAACGCAUCAUAUUUUGUGAAGAGCUUGGCCAGCUUCUUCUCGAAACGGAACCAUCUUUGGACGACAGCUCUAGGCCUCUGGACGAGCUAUUGAAUGACGUUUCCUUGACCACGAAGCAGCGGUUUCCAAGUACUGGGAGCUGCCCCCUCCUAUUGACCGCCUUUUCUGACUUCAUUCCAGAACAAGAAACGGGUCGCGAAGGGGCCAAUUUGUUCGCCUCCUCACUUCCUACGUCAGCGGCAGGUCCUCAACUUUUCACAAAAGGACAAAAGCGGUACGACAAGAUUCGAGCUUUACUAAUCAGGUGGGAAGAACAUACCCUCAGUUUUGGCGAAGUGAUAAGAGCGCGGGAAGCCUUCGAAUCCUACAAUUACGAAGUGGAAGAGUUCCGGAUUCCGAAAUCCGAGCCCUUGCAGAGCCUGAAAAGCAAGAUUCGCGCUUCUGCUGCGGACAUCAAGGAGAAGCCGAAUCUGAACACACUGUUGAUCAUUUGGUACUAUGGGCAUGGCGGUUCAUGGCCCGACGGUGAGAAUCGCUUGACCCUUGCCAGCCAUGAAGAGGGUGGCACAUGUGUCCGCUGGAGUGAUGUAGCCAAGGCCAUUCUCGAAGUCAGGACCGACGUCUUGACCAUUCUCGACUGUUGCCAUGCUGGAGCUUCGGCGCUCAGUGAAGACCUACUGCGACCCUUCAUUGCAAGUAACAAAGACUACGUCAAGUGGGUUUUGAACGCGUCCGGCUUUGAGAAUACUCCCUUAACCUGCACCCCGGGUCUUUUGCGAAUGAUAUCUGGACGUCAGGGGCCAAUCAUGCCACAUCCUUUGCCCGAUCCUUUGGCGCCCAGAGGAGAGAAGAGAGCAAGAGCUUCCAGCUCGACUGAGUCUGACGACGAGCCACCGAAUACCCGUGCUAGGGUCUCAUGA
This is a messenger RNA of Colletotrichum gloeosporioides, 1317 nucleotides long. RefSeq lists its product as uncharacterized. NCBI's taxonomy places the organism in Eukaryota, Fungi, Ascomycota, Sordariomycetes, Glomerellales, Glomerellaceae. The record is from RefSeq and is a predicted model, not a curated record. The transcript is spliced from 3 exons. Bases 1 to 1317 code for a protein of 438 amino acids.